GAUGAAAUAUUGGUGUGCACCUUAGCCUACUAAGUUGCUUGCACCUAUGUGCUUCCAUUGGAACUCAGCCACCUGCAGGUGGAAUGAAGUAAUGUUUUUCUUUAUAAGCUUAAUGAGUCAUUAUGCUACUAAUGGACUUGUCUGUUGCAGAAUACAACAGAGCAGCUAUUAUGCAUACGUGCUGAUGAACCUUCACAGAAUAGCUAUACCUGAUAGGGUAUUAAUAAGGCAGCUGAUCCAUAGUGAUUUGAAUUUCAAAAUUCAGCCUCUUAUUUCAUAUGACGUUAAUCUACAUCCAGGCCUGCAAGCAGGUCCUUCAACUUACAGGGAGAAUUUGGGGGUUGGUGGCAGGAUUGGCACUCUAGCUACCGGGAAAAUCUCACACUGGUCCAUUCGGCAUGGUGUGGUGCUGAGGUAUCACACGCUGCACAGCUGCACUCGGGUUAUCACCCCUGAGGUGGUUCGUUUUGUGGUGGCUGAAGCAACGCGUUGUCAGCACAAACUCCUUACCCUUCUAAUUAAGCACUAUGCAGUAUAUCAGUUAUUCAUCCAUCCAUCCAUCCAUUUUCCAAACCGCUUAUCCUACUGGGUCGCUGGGGGGUCCGGAGCCUGUCCUGGAAGCAACGAGCACGAGGCAGGGAACAACCCAGGAUGGGGGGCCAGCCCAUCGCAGGGCACACUCACACACCAUUCACUCACACAUGCACUCCUACGGGCAAUGUAGCAACUCCAAUUAGCCUCGGCAUGUUUUUGGACUGUGGGGGGAAACCGGAGUACCGAGAGGAAACCCCACGACGACACGGGGAGAACAUGCAAACUCCACACACAUGUGACCCAGGCGGAGACUCGAACCCAGGUCCCAGAGGUGCAGUCACCGAUGUGGAAAUGCAGGAACAUUACGAUGAAUUCUUUGAGGAAGUCUUUACAGAGAUGGAGGAGAAGUAUGGUGAAGUGGAGGAGAUGAACGUAUGCGAUAACCUGGGGGAUCAUUUAGUUGGCAACGUGUAUGUGAAGUUCUGUCGUGAAGAGGACUCAGAGAAAGCAGUCAUAGACCUGAACAACCGCUGGUUUAAUGGGCAACCUAUCCAUGCUGAGCUCUCCCCCGUCACAGACUUCAGGGAAGCCUGCUGUUGCCAGUAUGAGAUGGGUGGAUGCACACGAGGCGGUUUCUGCAACUUCAUGCAUCGGAAGCCCUUCUCCCGAGAGCUCCGGAAGGAGCUUUAUGGCCGCCGUCGUAAAAGGCAGACGACUGCCAGCGAUCUGAGUGCCGCAAUGUGA
Brienomyrus brachyistius is the source of this 1278-nucleotide messenger RNA. RefSeq names its product splicing factor U2AF 35 kDa subunit-like. The record is from RefSeq and is a predicted model, not a curated record. Gene Ontology annotation, biological process: mRNA splicing, via spliceosome. Lineage: Eukaryota; Metazoa; Chordata; Actinopteri; Osteoglossiformes; Mormyridae. Bases 652 to 1278 code for a protein of 208 amino acids. Gene Ontology annotation, molecular function: pre-mRNA 3'-splice site binding; metal ion binding. The transcript has 5 exons. Gene Ontology annotation, cellular component: U2AF complex; spliceosomal complex.